Bufo gargarizans (Asiatic toad) is the source of this 1839-nucleotide messenger RNA. RefSeq names its product thiamine transporter 2-like. Bases 77 to 1510 code for a protein of 477 amino acids. The record is from RefSeq and is a predicted model, not a curated record. Gene Ontology annotation, biological process: vitamin transport; transmembrane transport. NCBI's taxonomy places the organism in Eukaryota, Metazoa, Chordata, Amphibia, Anura, Bufonidae. Gene Ontology annotation, cellular component: plasma membrane. Gene Ontology annotation, molecular function: thiamine transmembrane transporter activity. The transcript is spliced from 5 exons.
GCACAGAUUACUAACUCCUGAGCGUGGCAAGAGCUGAAGCUUCUACUCCACUUGUGUCCAAGAUUCAUAGUCUGUUAUGGGAUUAUGCACCUGGAGAGAAAAUGGCAGCUGGACAUACCCCACUAUCCUCCUCUGCAUAUAUGGAUUUUUCACCUACAUGAGACCCUCAGAGCCUUUCCUCACCCCUUACCUGACAGGCCCAGUGCACAAUCUCACACUAGAACAGGUAACAAACACCGUCUUCCCAGUAUGGACAUACAGCUACUUAGCAAUAUUAUUUCCAGUAUUCCUGCUCACAGAUUAUUUGAGAUACAAACCAGUGAUAAUCCUGCAGGGCCUGAGCUACAUAAUCUCAUGGGUCCUCUUACUUUUUGCUCGUGGAGUUCCUGCCAUGCAAGGCCUGGAAUUUAUGUAUGGCAUGGUCACUGCCACUGAAGUGGCCUAUUUUUCAUACAUCUACAGUGUGGUUGAUACAGAACAUUACCAGAAGGUUACCAGCUAUUGCCGUAGCAUUACUUUGGUGGGAUUUACUCUUGCCUCUGUAUUGGGGCAGCUUCUGGUUUCCCUAGCUGGACUAUCAUACUUUUACCUCAAUGUAAUCUCUUUGGUAAGUGUCUCAAUAGCUUUUUUGUGCUCCUUGGUGCUCCCCAUGCCAAGAAAAAGUAUGUUUUUUCACAAAAAAAUGAUAGGAGUAUCAUCCGAAGAACCAAAAGUAUCCAGUGAUAACCCAGACGAGCCAAGUACAGAAUCCAAGACAGAGACCGCUAACAAAAGUCCUGGGCCAAAUUUCUGUAAAGUUCUCUGGCUCCUGUGUAAAGACUUGAAAGAAUGCUACUCUUCCAUGCAGCUGCUGUACUGGUCUUUGUGGUGGGCACUUGCUACAGCGGGAUACAACCAAGUCAUCAAUUACGUGCAGGUUCUCUGGGAACACGUGGAACCUGCUCAGAACUCCACUAUAUAUAAUGGAGGGGUAGAGGCUGUCUCCACCUUUCUGGGCGCCCUCUCCUCUUUCGCGGUUGGAUAUGUGAAAGUCAAUUGGGAGCUGACUGGAGAAUUAGCACUUGCCAUCUUCUCAGCUGUCAGUGCCGGCAGCCUGUUUCUCAUGGACUAUAGCUUUAAUAUUUGGAUGUGCUACGCCGGCUACCUGAUAUUCAAAUCCUCUUAUAUGCUUCUCAUCACUAUUGCCACGUUCCAGAUUGCAGUAAACCUGACUAUGGAGCGCUAUGCACUGAUGUUUGGAAUGAAUACAUUUGUUGCACUUGCUCUUCAGACCAUAAUAACCAUUAUUGUAGUGGACGGCAGAGGCCUCGGACUGGAUAUCAUCACCCAGUGCUUUUGUCUUGGUCACCAUUGUCUUCAGUCAUCUUCUGUUGAGCUCUGGCUAAAUCAUCUUUCUAUCUGCUGGUUUGUGACUACCUACAAGAAUUUCAGCAUCAAAAUAACUGUCAUAUGGAAGCCUUCUCCACGCCAGAAUUGCCAAGACGGGCCUACUCAGCCAAUAACUGACUGAGGCAGGACACUACAAAGGCCAGUGGCUGGCAAAAUGAGCAUCACGUGAAUGGAGGCAAAACUACAGGAACCAGGCAUGGCCACUAUAUAAUGUACAGAGUUGUGCUUGUACGGUGAAUGGUUCCAGUGCACAGGAGCUGCUCCCAGAAACAGUCGGUGGUGGUGGUGCUGGGAGUGGGACCCCCUCUUGAUCCGAUACUUAUCACCAAUGCUAAGGACAGGUCAAUAUUAUAGUCCAGGAAAAUCCCUUUUACUCUUUAAUUUUAAUUUAUAGUUGAUAUUUCAGGGCCUCCAAUCACAGUCAAGCUUUCAUUCAUGUGACAUGAAUGC